AUGCCGCCCGCGAGCUCCUCCUUCACGCCACUCAAUAUACCGAACGAUGUAGUACCAGAGUGGAUGGGGUCGUUUACCCUGGCCGCGCCCCCAAAUACCGACCUCUGGAGAAAGCCCCCUUCGCGAGAUACAUCGACGGCCCCCAUCCUCUUUACCGCGCUGCGCAGCCCGUUUAUAGCCGCUGAAGUGGCCGUAUCCGCAGAUUGGGAGCUGGAGUGGGAUCAGGGAGGACUUGUUAUAUUUGCGGGCGCACCGCCAGGGCAGAUGGCAACAGCACACCCAGAGGCUCCGAAUGUUGUGGACCUCUCCUUGGACGACGACGACGACGACCUCCUAACACCAAGCCCGCCAUUCUCUCAGUCGUCGAGUCUCGAGAGUCCCGAGUAUACGCCAGCCCAAAGUCCAGCGUUAGAAUCAAGUUCCGGACCCCAAAGAGAACGCGGCCCCCCGCCCCCAUACGUAGCUCCGGCCCCAGCAUCUAAAUGGGUAAAAGUUGGCCUCGAGUUUUGCAACAACGCAUGCCACGCAACGUCCGUCGUCGCCAAUUCUGACGGCGCAGACUGGUCUCUAAGCGCGCUCCCACCCCAUCAUGCAAGUCGACUCGAUCUGCGCGUCAAGAUUGAGCGCAUCGGAUACGCACUAUGGGUGUGGUACGAAGAUGAAGCGGUGGGUUGGAAAAAGCUUAGAGAAGUAACGUGGUUCUUCUGGGGCGUGGAAGACAAAGCUGUUCGCGUAGGAGUGUACGCGAGUCGACCCGCAAACUUUGGCGUGAGUAUGUAUGAGAGGAAUCACGGUGGAGGACAGAAUACUAGGACCAGGAAUCUCUGUGUGGAUUUCGAGGGGUUGGAGAUCUUUUGA
This is a messenger RNA of Cucurbitaria berberidis CBS 394.84, 858 nucleotides long. RefSeq lists its product as uncharacterized. Lineage: Eukaryota; Fungi; Ascomycota; Dothideomycetes; Pleosporales; Cucurbitariaceae. The coding region runs from base 1 to 858 and encodes 285 amino acids. The record is from RefSeq and is a predicted model, not a curated record. The transcript has a single exon.